This is a messenger RNA of Rodentolepis nana, 519 nucleotides long. Lineage: Eukaryota; Metazoa; Platyhelminthes; Cestoda; Cyclophyllidea; Hymenolepididae. The record is from the annotation of a GenBank genome assembly.
AUGUCAAUUGCAUCAACUCUAGCUGUGCAAGUAACCAACUUAUCAGUCCAUCUAAAUUAUCAAAACAUGCAAUUCCGGGGAUUGACGGAUGAAUAUUGGAAGAAACAUGUAUUCAAAAAUUUUCCCCUUGAGAGCCGAUCGAUAAAGGGUCCAGAAGAGGGUGAAACCUGGUUUGAUGUCUACAAAAAAACUGAGGCGGAACAUAAACGUCGACUUGAUCGAUUUAUCAAUCGCUCCACGCAAAAGAUUAAGGCUGAAGAAGAGAGUCGUCGAAAAACCCUUGUAACCGACGUAAUCACUCCUCGUCGACGUCGUAGAAACGGUGGCGGUAUUGUUUUACCCCGUCGUUUUCAUCGCUCUGGCUCACCCCCUGAAAGAAGGGCCUUCUUCACUCCAAUCAAUAUGAGUUAUCCAUCUUCGUCCUCCUCGCUUGGAAAUCGAAACACCUCGGGCUCAAGUCGAUCUGGUAACCGUUCGUUGUUGCAGAAGUUGAGGAAACAAUUUCUCAAUGGAAGAUAA